UUCCUUGUUCAGUAACAGUUCACGCACGAAGGAGGAAUGGCCGACUGCAUGAAGAAACAAGGAAAUAACAUCGGGCAGGAUGUUGUCGUUCUCCACCAGCUCGACCGAGGAGUUUUCACGCCGAACAUUUCACCUUUCCCGCUCAAAUUAGAAACGUAUCUCCGAAUGGCUAACAUUCCUUAUCAGAAUGAUUUUAAGAAUCCAAUUGGACCGAAGGGCAAGACGCCGUGGAUCACGUUGAACGGCGUGAAUUACUCGGACUCUCAACUCUGUUUGGAAAUGUUGGCCAAAAGAUUCCAUAAAGAUUUCAGCUCCCAUUUGUCGGCGGAAGAACAAGCCGUCGCUCGAUCUCUCCAAAUCAUGGCGGAAGAACAUUUCUACUGGUUGAUUGUACUCCAGCGAGUUGUUUACACCAAAGGUAAAACCUUGUUCCAAAUUCAGACGAGUUUCCCGUCGAUAUUACGUCUGGUGAUGCCAAUCAUGGUUCGCAGGGUUAAAAGCCAAACUCAGGCUCAAGGAAUGGGCAGACACACCAAAGAAGAAGCUAUCGAAAUGGGCAUGAAGGACUUGCGGGCCAUGUCAGCAUUUCUUGGUACUAAGCCGUAUUUUAUGGGAGAGAAGCCAACUGAAAUGGACUGUUCCAUGUUUGGCAUUUUGGCCCAGGUUGUUUGGUCCUUGCCAGGCUCGCCGUUCGAGUCGCAUAUGAACGGGGAAUUUGUAAAUUUGAGGAGUUUCUGCAACCGGAUGAAAAGUAAAUUCUGGCCUGAUUGGGAUCAAUGUCUCGCAUCUCCACAGGCAUAAAACCAUAAAACCAAAUAAUGUUACAAUGUCACAUACGAAUCAUUUUUCAUUAUCGUUAACGUUAGCAGAUUCUUAAUACAAAGAUUUUUAUUA
Molecule: messenger RNA, 894 nt
Organism: Daphnia pulicaria
Lineage: Eukaryota; Metazoa; Arthropoda; Branchiopoda; Diplostraca; Daphniidae
Product: failed axon connections homolog
Exons: 5
Coding region: 37-801 (254 amino acids)
Cellular component (GO): cytoplasm
Source: RefSeq, a predicted model, not a curated record